Molecule: messenger RNA, 2374 nt
Organism: Cornus florida
Lineage: Eukaryota; Viridiplantae; Streptophyta; Magnoliopsida; Cornales; Cornaceae
Exons: 9
Coding region: 719-1897 (392 amino acids)
Source: RefSeq, a predicted model, not a curated record
UUCAGCAUUAAUUCUGAGGUGAAGUGGACAGGUCAUGUAAUAAUCCCAGGUUACAGAUCCUCCGAAAUGGAGGUAACUAGAGAAGCAGAAGCUGGACCUUUGGUUUGAAAGUUCUUAUGGAUUCUUGUACAGGAAAUGGAGGUAACGAGAGAAGCAGAAGCUGGACCUUUGGUUUGAAAGUUUUAAUGGAUUCCUGUACAGGAAAUGGAGGUAACUAGAGAAGCAGAAGCUGGACCUUUGGUUUGAAAGAUUUAUGGAUUCCUAUACAGGUUCACUUGAAGGUGGACUAAAGAGCAGUUGUGGUAGUGGUAAUUGGUGCUGGGACUUUACCUUAGAGAACUACAAUGAUUAAAAACUUUUGACUAUGUGGAGAUUUUCUUCUCUGAAGAGGCAUUGCAAUGGCUGCCAUAUUAAAGUUGCACCGGGGAAGGGCUGCUCUCAUCAUUAAGAGACCAUUCCUAAACCUCAAUAGGUGUUGGACCAGCUGUCGAGAGAAUGGGUACCGUAAGUUAUUCAUGCUCCUCGAGCUCUCUCUAGCUCCUGGCAUAUUUAUCCAAACACCAUGCAGUGAGCAAGAGAUUGUAAUAACAUGUCUUUGCCUUGUGCUGAAUAAAAAUUGACAUACUUUUCCAAUGAACGCACCAACUUCCAUUCCAAGUUCUUCUGGAAAUGGAGGUAACUAGAGAAGCAGAAGCUGAACCUAUGGUUUGAAAGAUGUAUGGAUUCCUAUACAGGGUUCAUGAAUCAGCCCCCUCAUGGGCAGGGCCGGGGUAAUACUCCAAAGGCUCGUGGCAAAAACAAGGCUAAGGCCAAAGUGGUUAUACCACUAAAUGAUUAUCAAUUUUCAUAUUUGGAUCAUGUUGCAGAUCUGCUCAGCACACCUCCUAAAGGCAACAACAGUUCACAACAGAAACAACAGAAACCAACCAUGAAAGAGGUUCUUGAACAAGAAACUCCAUGGAUACCUAAUCAAAGGUAUAUUCAGACAGAAUUGGUACUGGAUUCUCAAGAUGAGCAAUGGAUGCCAGAUCCUUGGGAAGUUAAAUCCAGAUAUUUCCAAACACAACAAUAUGCUGCACCGGAUGGUCGCCAUAGAUAUAUCUAUGAAGCCAUUCUUACUGAAACUUCCUCUGUGGAAAUCAACCACACGAAGCAAUUUUCGAAUUCCAAAGAUAGUCCUCUUACUUAUAGUAAAGCUAUCUUUAAGAGGCUUAUAAGGCCUAGUGACUGGGGAUUAAAUCCUAAUUUGCCAAGGAAAAUAUCCUAUGGUCAUAGUUACAAUUACUGGGAUUAUAUCUCAGCAUGGACAUAUUCAUUCUUUUAUGAAAAUCCGAAGCAUAAGCAUUCUUGGUUCCUCAAGAUAUGCCCUCAAUCAGUUAAGGCUGAUUUCCCAAACUGGGUUAUAUCCUGGUGGGCUAUAUUUGGCCCUGAUCUGGAUAUUUUGCCAGAAUCAAUUCAGCAGCUAUACUUGCCAUGGCAACAAUUUCAUCCUCAAUUAAGAGGAAAUGAUAAUAUUCCUAUAGGGAAAUCCACCAUAUUGUUCUUUACUGAAUUUGGAAUCCCUUGGAUUUGGAAAUGGGAUUUUCAAUGUGGUUAUACCACUGACAAGUUACCAGUCCUUCAGAGGAUCUUUUAUUACAGAUGGUGGUCAGGCAUGACUCAAGACCCUAUUCAAGCCCUCCUCCAUCUUAUCAGAAAGAAAACGAUGGAAUACAUGGAUAAUGUUCCAAAAUUAACUAUUCCAGAACCAGAAAUCUUUAACCCAUUUGAACUUGUUAAAGAUAUGAUCAGAAAGCAACAACCAUUAAUUACCGAAGCAAAUUUAAUGGUUAAAUGCAUGGAUUUUAUGAAGAACAAAUUGGUUCAAACUUUUGAUUCUUCCACACCUACAGUAUGAGAUGAUGCAUCCAUGGUGUCAGUCUCUAGUCAGACUAGUCAAGAAGGUAAUCAGUUUUCCUGUCUAGCUGGUUAUGCACAAGAUCCCAAUGAAGAUCUUAUUUCUGAAGAUGAACCCACAGUAGCUGAUUAUUGGGACUCCCUCACUGGCCACUUAAUGGAAAAGAUGAAUCCACCCAAAAAGUAAAGAUUCCUCUUAUCCUGCCGACAGAAGAAGACAAAGCACUUUUCCCCCAAGUCUUUGAUUCUACAGUAUUUCCUUAAUCAGAUGCCUACUUUCAUCAGAUAAGGAGACAGCACUUAGUGGUGGGCCGACCGACUGCGCAUUAUUCAAGCACACGAUCCCAUGCACUAUGCGGACUUCAAAAUGUUAAUUUCAAGUCCAUUUUAUGUAUAAAUAGAGGGCAAAGUUUCCCUUCAAUGUAUCUUUCAAUUUUCCUUUCUUCUUCUUGUAAUAUGUCUCUCUGUACUAGUUUGG